CUUCUGCCUCUGCAUGCAGGUAACCGGGGGCAAUGGGACAGGAAGUGAUGCGGGGGAAGCAGCCGAGCGUGCCAUUUGUGGAAAGGGAAUAUUCUUUACCCCAUAAUUCUGGUUCUCCCAUUGGUUGUGCAAGUCGUGACAAGGAUUAAAGGAGUAUAAAGCACACCAGACGUUUACUGUAAUCCACACACCUGAGGAAGAGACAGUCUGAGCACGGCCACACUCUUAGAAAACCACAAGAUGUCAGGACCGAAACAGACAGUAACCGCCUUCUCCACCACUCUGGUUGCAAUGUUGCUCAUCCUCUCCACCGUGACUCAGUCAGCAGAACCUUCAGACAACCUUCAACCAACACAACGGACACUCAGCCUGGACCUUGCAGAGUCCACGAACACUGCACUACCUGUAAACGGAAGUGAUGCGGAGGAGCCUCGUGUUCUGAGGAUGUCAAAACCCUGUAAAGACGAAGAUGCUGACUACUGCCUGAACGGACAGUGCAUACCCCCUGACAGUGAUACCCCUGCCUGCACGUGUGACGUGUCCUAUAGUGGCCCUCGCUGUGGUCUGUUGACCCACCAGGCGACGCAGUGCAAGUUUGCCGUAGCAGAGGAGGUGAUUGGCAUCUGUGUGGGCGUGGCCUUGCUCAUCUGCUGCCUUGCUGUCGUUCUCUACUGCUGCAUCAAGAGAAGGUGUGUGGGAAAAAAUCUCCCCUAUAAGACCUACGGUGGCUCGGAGAACUCAGUUUAGUUUGAUCCCUCUGUUUCUUAUUCAUCACCAUCUUCACCAUCAUCACCAUCAUCACCAUCACAAUAUCUUCCCAUAACAGAUUAAGGCUAUUUAUUGAAAUAUCUAAAAAUAAGUUAUUAUUU
Molecule: messenger RNA, 869 nt
Organism: Oncorhynchus keta (chum salmon)
Lineage: Eukaryota; Metazoa; Chordata; Actinopteri; Salmoniformes; Salmonidae
Product: epigen-like
Biological process (GO): epidermal growth factor receptor signaling pathway; positive regulation of cell population proliferation; positive regulation of mitotic nuclear division
Source: RefSeq, a predicted model, not a curated record